ACUGGUCCGCACAAUGAACAUUAGCACACCUCAAGAGUAGGUUUUAGCCGGAGAAGACAGUCGUUUGUCCGUGUGAAAGUUAAACAGGCCCCGAGCUCGUCUUCGGUGAAUUGUGAAGCCUGAGAGAUUAGAAACAACCCAAAGAGCGAGGAUGUUGGUCCCCGCGGGAAGAUAAUGAAGAGGCUGCGCGUUUUGUUGGUGUGCCUCGUUGUAGCUCUCCUGUGCUGGUACCCCAGUCAACAUGUGUUUUGUUCAGAGCAGAGCUCGUCUGGCUCAGGUCAGUCAGCCGGGGACAACAACCCUGUCGGCCACGAGCAGGAGCAGGAGCAGGAGCAGGAGCUGGACUCCACGCAACACAAGGUGGACGAGUGGACGACACACACAUCAUACGAUAUGGGACUAGAGACGGAGAGAGCAGCACUAGAGCUGGAAACACACAGCUACACACACCAAGAACAGACUGUGAAUCCUCAGGAGGCGGAGGUGGAGGGAACCAGGCCGGACCCAGAGUCCGAUACUGUACCCGCUGCUCCUGAGCCACAACCCCAAACAGAGCCCCCCCACACUGAUUCGGACCUACAGACCGACACACAGGACCAUGACCAGGACCCCCCAGUGUCCUCCGCUCCAGAGCCGGCUCCAGCACAGGGCCACGUGUCCACAGACGGCCCCGCCCAAGCAGAAAUCCACAGUGACGCCCCUGCUGCACACCCCAGCCUGGACUCCACCCAGGCCACACUCCCAGAUGAAGCUGACAACACACCUACCUCACAGAGCGCCGGCCCAGCCCACACAGGUGCAGUGCGGGUUGCCAGUGCAGGAGAUGAAUUCCCAGUAGACAGCUUUGUCUUUGCUGAGCACUCUGAUUCACAGUGCGGGGUCAUUCCCCCCAAACUGGCAACCUGUGAAAACUCCCCUUUUGGCAGCCCUCUCCUCAGUGUGGACGACGCCGGCGUAGAAGACCAGCGGUCAGACCACAGUCUCAGUUCUGGUCCGGAAGCAGAGCUCCAGCCUGCUCCAGGCAACGUGGACCAGGAACAACAAAAACAACAACAACAGCAACAACAACAACAACAAAAACAACAGCAACAACAACAACAACAACAAAAACAACAGCAGCAGCAGCAGCAGCAGCAGCGCCGGCGGCAGCAGCAGCAGCUGGAGGAUGGGCUGUCUGAUUUGGACCGGGAGGCCAACACCUCCCACCACCAAGAACAGCAGGCGGGGGAGGCCAGUAUCGGCAGAGAGACUGAUCCCUCGGUGCCGAGCAAAGAGGACAUCCCCACCUUCGACGAGUGGAAGAAACAAGUGAUGGAGGUGGAGAAGGAGAAGAGUCAGUCUCUCCACACCUCAGCCAGCGGCAGCCCCCACCCCGUGAAGAAGGUCCAGAAAAACUUCAAGAAUAACUACGCGUCUGUGGAGUGUGGAGCCAAGAUACUGUCUGCCAACAACGAGGCCAAGAGCACUUCAGCUAUUCUCAUGGAAAACAUGGACCUGUACAUGCUGAAUCCCUGCAGCAACAAAAUCUGGUUUGUGAUAGAGCUCUGUGAACCUAUUCAAGUCAAGCAGCUGGACAUCGCUAACUUCGAGCUCUUCUCAUCGACACCCAAAGACUUCCUGGUUUCCAUCAGCGACAGGUAUCCGACCAACAAGUGGGUGAAGCUGGGGACGUUCCACGCCCGCGACGAGCGCAUCGUCCAGAGCUUCCCACUGGACGAACAGCUUUACGCUAAAUAUGUGAAGAUGUUCAUCAAGUACAUAAAGGUUGAGCUGCUCUCGCACUUUGGAUCAGAACAUUUCUGUCCCCUCAGUCUCAUCAGGGUGUUUGGUACCAGCAUGGUGGAGGAGUACGAGGAGAUAGCUGACUCUCAGUACCCUUCAGAGAGACUGGAGUACCUGGAUGAAGACUAUGAUUAUCCUCCUGGUUACCAACCGUCAGAGGACAAGGCCUCUAAAAACCUGCUUGGCUCAGCAACCAAUGCCAUCUUAAACAUGGUAAACAACAUUGCUGCUAACGUGCUGGGUGGAAAGCCGGAGCUGGAGGGCGGAGCAGAAACAGGAGGAAACACCACAGCGGAGGGGGAUGGAAAGACGGGCGGCACAGAAGUUAAAGCCAAACCUCCUGAAACAACUCACGACUCUGCAGAACCGGAGCCCGCAGAACCAGAACACCCCGCCCCCCAGGAGGACUCCAACGUCUCCAGUGACUCCUCCGCACCUCCUCCCUCCUCCUCACCCGUCUCCCCCGAGGACAGGCAGAUCGUCACUCUGGUGGAGGAGGAGGAGGAUGAAGAGCCCAGACAGUCGACUGUCACCCUGAUGGAGGAGGAGGGAGAGGAGGAGGAAGAGAAGAGAGAGGAGGAGACGCGGAGGGAGGCAGACAGGAACCAGUGGGAGAGCCGGACGUACUGUCCCUUCUCCUCCUUCUCCUCCCUGUCUCUGUCCUGCGUGGUCACUCUGCCGGAGCUGCUCCACCGCUGGUGCUCCGCCCGGCUCGCCAAGGAGAGACUGCGCAGCCUCAGGCGGAGGCAGACCAGCGCGCAAUCACAGACUCACCUGGUCGUGAACACCCCUGUCCUCACGCGCACACCCCCACACGUCCCUGUCCCUGCCCCCACCCCCCCGCAGGAAGCCCUCCCCCUCACAGAGAAGGCCCCGGAGCCCGAGGUGUCUGCCCGGGGCCAGACGGAGGGCGAGGCGUACGUCACUCACACACACGUCAACACUCACACUCCAGACCUGCACAUCCUGCUGGAGCCCAGCAGGACCUCCAUCACCCCCCCACACAGCUUCUCAGACGUCCACAGCUCUGUGACGCGGCCCACCCCCACCCACGAGGAGAAGCCGCUGCCCCCCAUCAAAGACGCAGCCCUGGACCCAGUCCCCACCCCCCCCCUUCAAGCAGUCUCCAUCCCAGAGACGCAGCAGGCCAGCAGCACCACCCCCGCCCUCUCUGUCAGCCCCCCCACACACCCCCUGUCCUCAGAGACGGCGUCUCCUGGUGUGGCGGUUCCUCCCGUCAAGGAGACGCCCGUUCAGCCGCUCCCCACCGCAUCACGGCCUGAAGACCUGAUCCCCCCCCCCACUGACCUGCCAGCAGCUGUCCCAUCGACGGACGCUCACACAGACGCAGCGAAGCCCGGCGCAGACGCUGGCGACUCACAGAGACGCAGCGCCCAGACUCACGGGGAGCAGGCGGACUCUGUCCCUCAGACCGGAGAGCCCCCCCGGGCGGACGACUCGGCGGACGAGGACCUGUUGAGUGCUAACGGGAACGGCAACGUCCAGCGGACAGCCACAGACUUCUAUGCAGAGCUGCAGAACGGGGGGGAUUAUAACGGCGGGGCGGCGAACGGGAACGGCGUGCUGUUGAACGGGGCGGCGGUGCACGGCUCCAGCCAGAAGGAGAGCGUGUUCAUGAGGCUGAACAACAGGAUCAAAGCUCUGGAGAUGAACAUGAGUCUGUCCAGCAGAUACCUGGAGGAGCUCAGCCAGAGAUACCGUAAACAGAUGGAGGAGAUGCAGAGAGCGUUCAACAAGACCAUCAUCAAACUGCAGAACACGUCCCGCAUCGCUGAAGAGCAGGACCAGAAGCAGACCGACUCCAUCCAGGUGCUGCAGAACCAGCUGGAGAACGUCACCAAGCUGAUGUUAAAUCUCACGGCUGCGGUCGGCCAGCUGCAGAGAGAGGUGUCCGACCGUCAGAGUUACCUGGUCGUGUCUCUGGUCCUGUGUCUGUCUCUGGGCCUCCUGCUGUGUCUGCAGUGCUGCCGUAGCUCCUCCCCCAUUCCCAGCACCACCGCUGCUGCCCUCCCCAAGAGCAACCACUACCCCAGCCCGAAAAAGGUUUGUUGUUCAAGUGUUAGAGAGUCUCACAGCCCUUAUCCACUGAGCUGGUUCCAUGGCUGGUUGGGAGCUAGAGCCUGA
Messenger RNA from Seriola dumerili (greater amberjack), 3927 nucleotides. RefSeq names its product SUN domain containing ossification factor (gene suco). The transcript has 22 exons. Bases 175 to 3927 code for a protein of 1250 amino acids. Gene Ontology annotation, cellular component: membrane; cytoplasm. Gene Ontology annotation, biological process: regulation of bone remodeling; protein folding in endoplasmic reticulum. NCBI's taxonomy places the organism in Eukaryota, Metazoa, Chordata, Actinopteri, Carangiformes, Carangidae. The record is from RefSeq and is a predicted model, not a curated record.